Molecule: messenger RNA, 2979 nt
Organism: Alternaria novae-zelandiae
Lineage: Eukaryota; Fungi; Ascomycota; Dothideomycetes; Pleosporales; Pleosporaceae
Exons: 9
Coding region: 1-2979 (992 amino acids)
Source: RefSeq, a predicted model, not a curated record
AUGCAUCGCCGUAGCUGCCCCCACUACUUAUCGCCUUAUCACCUCGCGCCCUACGCGCCUUACCUUGACAUUGACUCUCCCUCCCGAUAUCGCUUCGAGGUUCGAGAAGGACUAGAAUCGUUGAGCGCAGCCAUGGCGACUACCUCAGCGCAUGUGCCGGAUCAGACGACAUACGAGGAGGCCCGAAAUGGCGCCGCCGCUUAUCUGCAGUCGCGACUCUUGGCGCAAGAUCGUGUUGCCGACGAGAACUUCGAGAUUCCCAUUAUCGAUCUGACCCCUUCAUUCUCUGCUUCGCUUGAGGAUCGGCAAGUGGUAGCUGCACAGAUUCGUCGAGCCUGCACCACCUCCGGGUUCUUCUACAUCAGCAAUCAUCGCAUACCAGAAUCAGCCUGUGACGGCAUCUUGCAUCAGGCUGAUCGCUUCAUGCAUGAACUGCCGCUGAGCAAGAAAGAGACUUUGCAUCUGAAGAACAACAAAUUUGGCUUGGGUUGGGAGCCGAGCGAGUAUACAUCCAUCGCUGGUGACAAGGAGGAGAAGGAAGUCUUCAACUUCGCAUACGAAGAGCGCCUGGACUUUUCUGGUGGAGAUGGCCAAUACAAGAAUCUUGACGGGUCAACAGAGAAGAGCAACAUGUGGCCUGAGGAACAAGACCUGCCGGGCUUUUAUGAAAACGUCCGUAAAUACUAUGGUGCUGUCCUUGAUCUCGCCCGUCACUUGUUUCGCCUCUUUGCGCUCUCACUCGAUCUCCCCGAAGAUUACUUCGACUCCAUGACGACGCAUCCUGGGGGUAUUGCACGACUUCUUUACUACCCGCCCCCCAAAACCCCUCUCACUAACAACCCUACACCAACUCAAGAAGCGCAGAUCGGCCUCGGUGCACACUCAGAUUACGAGUGCUUCACAUUGCUGCUCGCAUCGACCGUGCCUGGCCUGGAGAUCUUGAAACCUUCCGGCGAAUGGUAUAUCGCUCCGCACAUCCCCGGUACCCUUAUCGUGAAUGUUGCCGACUUCCUCAUGCGCUGGACGAAUGGAUUGUAUAAGAGCACGGUGCAUCGCGUCGUAAACCGAACGGCGGAGGCGAGAUACAGUGUACCAUCCUUCUUUUCAGUCAACUAUGAUACGGUGAUUGAGACGUUGCCGACGUGUCUGAAAGAGGGCGAGGAGAGUCCUUACAAACCCAUCCGAGCGGGAGAAUACAUUCUGGAGAGGUUAAACGCGACGACGGCAUAUGGCGCAGGCUUCCAGCAGAAAGCUGCGAAGCGUAGAAAGACCGGCGGUGCGGAGAUGAAGGCGAAGAACAAGACCACCGAGCGAAAGCCGCUCCCAGUGACCGUUCUUUCCGGAUUUCUGGGCAGUGGAAAGACAACCUUGCUUCGGCACAUCCUACAGUCGCCGGACCAUGGGUUGCGCAUCGCCGUCAUUGUCAACGAUAUGGCAUCAGUCAACGUCGACGCAAACCUCGUUAGUCGUGGCAACAACAAGAACAGUAAUGGAGAGAUACGUCUAAAAGAGAAGGUCGUGCAAAUGGAGAAUGGCUGCAUUUGCUGCACAUUGCGAAGCGACCUACUUGUUGAACUAGCACGCCUGGCUUGGUCCGAGAACGCAUUUGACCAUGUAAUCAUCGAGAGCUCCGGUAUCAGUGAGCCGCAACAAGUGGCGGAGACCUUCACGACCGAGCUUACCGAGGCAAUGAUCGACGCCGAGGGACUGGAACCUGAGGAGAAGGAAGUCUUUGCUAAAGUCGCGAAGAUCGGUGGGCUGAAGAGCAUUGCCACCGUUGAUACGAUGGUCACAGUGGUGGAUGCGUUCCGAUUCUUUUCCGAGUUCGACACGGCCGAGUUCCUGCAAGACCGCUUCGGGCGCGAUGAAGUUCCAGAUGAGGACCAGCGAACCAUAUCCGAUCUCUUCGCGGACCAAAUCGAGUUUGCCAAUGUUAUCAUCAUCAACAAGAUCGAUAGAGCAGACAAGGCAACCCUGGGGCGCGUCCGGGCAUACAUAAAGUCACUAAACCCGAAGGCGAAGAUCAUUGAAGCCAGGUACUCCAAGGUGGACGUUCGCGAGAUGCUCAACACGGGCGUGUUCAACUUCGGCGAGGCUGUCGCAAGCGUUGGAUGGCUCCAGUCGUUGCAUGAAAUGACCGUCAUGGACGUCUCGGGAAGAAAGCGUGUCGCACCCAAGCCGGAGACGCUCGAAUAUGGCAUCGGCUCUUUCGUAUAUCGCGCUCGUAGACCAUUCGACCCAAUGAAGCUGUACCGACUUAUCCAGGGCAAGUUCAUCUUGCUGCAAGACGAGGCAGAAGACGUCGCCGAUGCCGAAGAGGACGAGGAAGAAGAAGAGGAAGACGGUGACGAUGGCAACGACAACGCCAUCGAUGGUUCAUCCGAAUCUGGAAAAGCCAGCGCGUCCGAAGAUGAUUCCGACAAGGUCAGCGACGACGAUGAAGAAAUUCCCCAAAUGGAUGACAAGGAAAUUCUGGCCAACAAGAAGGCUUGCCCUUACUUCGGCGGCCUACACCGAAGCAAGGGUCUCUUCUGGCUUGCCACGCGUCCUAAUCAGAUGGGCUCGUGGAGUACUGCAGGCGCAAUGCUGACACUCGGCUCUGAGAUGCCGUGGUUCUGCUGCGUGUCUGAAGAAGACUGGGGCGCCGACGAAGACACGCUGAAGGCUAUCAGGAACGACUUCGAGGGCGAGUGGGGUGAUCGUAGACAAGAAAUGGUAUUCAUCGGAGAGAAGCUCGACGUUGACGGGUUGACGAAGAUGCUCGACGCUUGCCUUUUGACGAAGAAGGAGAUGAAGAAGUGGGAGAAGGUCAUGCAUGAUGAUUCGUUGGACGAUGACGAGAAGGAAGAGACUCUGCAGGAAAUGUGGGAUGACGGCUACUGGGCCGAGUGGCCGCGGGCGCAGGAUGAAGAGGAAAACGACCAUGGUCACGAUCACUCUCAUGACCAUGGCCAUAAUCAUCACGGCCACAGGCAUUGA